Molecule: messenger RNA, 946 nt
Organism: Otolemur garnettii (small-eared galago)
Lineage: Eukaryota; Metazoa; Chordata; Mammalia; Primates; Galagidae
Product: protein Daple-like
Exons: 8
Biological process (GO): cytoskeleton-dependent intracellular transport; cytoplasmic microtubule organization
Cellular component (GO): centrosome; cytoplasm
Molecular function (GO): microtubule binding; dynein light intermediate chain binding
Source: RefSeq, a predicted model, not a curated record
AUGGGGGGUGCCGAGUGGUAACGUGAAUAGACUGGGGUGAAAACUUUUGGCCCCUUCGGAAGUGGCAACCAGGACAAUCUGACUAUGUACAUGGAUUUAGCGGAUGGCAUCUUUUUGAACCAAAUCAUGUUGCAAAUAGACCCCAGGCCAACAAAUCAGCGCAUCAACAAACACGUCAACAACGAUGUGAACCUUCGCAUUCAGAACCUGACCAUCUUGGUGAGGAACAUAAAGACCUAUUACCAGGAAGUUCUCCAGCAGCUGAUUGUAAUGAAUUUGCCCAAUGUUUUGAUGAUUGGCAGAGACCCACUAUCUGGGAAGAGUAUGGAGGAGAUUAAGAAGGUGUUGCUGCUGGUGCUUGGCUGUGCUGUCCAGUGUGAGAAGAAAGAAGAGUUUAUUGAGAGAAUCAAACAGCUGGACAUUGAGACCCAAGCUGGGAUCGUGGCCCACAUCCAGGAGGUGACCCACAACCAGGAGAACGUGUUUGACCUGCAGUGGCUGGAGCUUCCCGACGUGGCCCCAGAGGAGCUGGAGGCCCUUUCCAGGAACAUGGUGCUUCAUCUCCGGAGGCUCAUUGAUCAGCGGGACGAAUGCACAGAGCUGAUCGUGGACCUGACCCAGGAGCGGGACUACCUCCAGUCACAGCACCCUCCCAGCCCUGUCAAGUCUUCCAGCGCAGACUCCACGCCCAGCCCCACCAGCAGCCUCUCCAGUGAAGACAAGCAGCACCUGGCCGUGGAGCUGGCUGACACCAAGGCCAGGCUGCGGCGCGUCAGGCAGGACCUGUAAGUCCCCAGCUGCUGCUCCUACUGGUGUAUGCUGUGUCACCACUGUGAUCUUAGAGUGCCAUCCACUCACAGGUGGUGCUGCUGCCAUUGGCACCACUCUCAUGCAGGCCCUAAAGUUAACUGAGGUCUUCUCUGAGCUCAGCCUUUGACCAGUCUAG